AUGCCAAGCCCAACUAGACGUUCAAAGUCCCGAUCUAGGUCCAGGAGCAGGAGCAAAUCUCCAAAGAGAAGUCCAGCAAAGAAGGCAAGAAAGACUCCAAAAAAACCAAGAGCAAAGGGUGGAGCCAAGAAGCCAUCUACUUUAUCCAUGAUUGUUGCAGCCAUCCAAGCAAUGAAGAACAGAAAAGGGUCCUCAGUCCAAGCCAUUAGGAAAUACAUCCUUGCUAACAACAAAGGAAUCAACACAUCACACCUUGGAUCUGCAAUGAAAUUGGCUUUCGCAAAGGGAUUGAAAUCUGGUGUUUUAGUCCGACCCAAAACUUCCGCUGGUGCUUCUGGUGCAACUGGUAGCUUCAGAGUUGGAAAAGCACCUGCUUCUCCAAAAAAGAAGGCAAAGAAAGCCAAGUCACCGAAAAAGAAGAGUUCAAAGAAAUCAAAGAAUAAAUCUAACAAUGCUAAGGCUAAGAGGUCACCCAGAAAGAAGAAAGCUGCAGUUAAAAAGUCAUCGAAGUCUAAGGCCAAAAAGCCAAAGUCGCCGAAGAAAAAGAAGGCUGCCAAGAAACCAGCAAAGAAGGCUGCCAAGAAACCAACAAAGGCAAGAAAGUCGCCAAAGAAGAAGGCCGCCAAGAAGUCAAAAAAAUAA
Molecule: messenger RNA, 642 nt
Organism: Mytilus californianus (California mussel)
Lineage: Eukaryota; Metazoa; Mollusca; Bivalvia; Mytilida; Mytilidae
Product: sperm-specific protein PHI-2B-like
Exons: 1
Coding region: 1-642 (213 amino acids)
Biological process (GO): nucleosome assembly
Cellular component (GO): nucleosome
Molecular function (GO): structural constituent of chromatin; DNA binding
Source: RefSeq, a predicted model, not a curated record